AUGGCAUCCGACUUUGUCGGCUACACAGUCCUCGUGACCCUCAGUUCACCUCCUAACUCACAAAUACGAGGGACAGUCGCAAACAUUCUUGGCCAGCGCCUGACUUUACAUGAUGUGACGCUCUUGUGGAAUGGCCAACAUUUCCCGUCCUACACCAUUGAUGCUGCUGGAAUAGCAGAUCUCGAGGUCUCCAGUUCACAGGCUCAAGCUCCAUCUCACCAUCCAUCCGCUCCAAACGUUCCACAAACCGCUAGCACCCAAUUGAGAUAUUCUCAGCCGCCACCUGUACCUCAACGACAACCUUUUGUCGACCCAGCGAUAGUAAGCUUCUCGGCAGCACCUAGCAACCCAGUCACUAAACAAACGCCUGUGGCGGCUCUACUCUCAAGGACUGAUUCUUUCUUGGGUUCGACCUCCAGUGUGCUCUCGGUCGACACCGCGCAUCCACCACAAACAACCGAAAGGCAUGAUUCCACCGUAACUGCGAUCUUGACUGAGCCAUUCAGUAGUAUUACUCUUGAUAAGGCCGUCGACAUAGAGGAAGAAGCAGUAAAUGAGGUGCCUUUUGGCAAUUCUGGGAAAGGUUCUACAAAACGAGGCAAACGAGGAGGACGCAAUAAAGGGCAAGAUCAUAGUGGAAAUGGAUGGCGGCAGACAGCAUUCGUUGAACCAGCUCGGCCGAGACUUCAUACAGGUUACCCUGCCGAUGAUGAUGUUAUCCAAUCGCGUGGGAAACAUCGAAAAAACAACCGCAAAGCUUAUGCGGAGAAUUCGAAUGGGUGGGCAACCGAAGAUGCGACGGAUAUACAGGAACUCGGAGACUUCGAUUUCCAGGGGAAUUUAUCAAAAUUUGAUAAGAGGCGCGUUUUUGAUGAGAUCCGAAAUGACGAUACCACCGCCGACGAAGAUCGUUUGGUAAGCUUCAAUAAAAGACCAAAACCCGGCACAAACGGCGGCAAGAAUCUACACUGGUCAGAGAACGUCCUAGACAGCACACUAGCUCAGUGGAACAGUGAAGCAGGCGAAACCGAAACCGAAACCAGUGAUGAUAAAUUCAGCAGCGGGAACUAUUCCAAUCGCGACAGGUCUAAACCACCCGGGAAAGCCCAGCUCACAAAAAAGAGUAGCCUCGUUUUGGGCCAAGCUGCGAUGUCAGCGUCUUUCGGAUCGGUCGGCCGUGGCUCGAUUCCAUCCCCACGAAAUAUCAGUCCGAUGCCUAAUCGACAAUCUGGAAGAGUGUCACCGCCCAAUGGAACCAAUGGACCCUCGACCGGCAGUUUGCGUUUAACAACCACUAACCGGUUAUGUCCAACUGUCAGCCCGCUUCAAAUGCUUGAAGUCGAACAAUUAGCCGUGACUGAGCUUGGUCUGACUGAGGAUAUGAUUGUUGAGAAUGCUGGUCGUGGAAUUGCCGAAGCUGCUGUGGGUCGACUCGGGAGCGAUGCGGCUGCACCUGCUGUCCUUGUCCUUACCGGAAACCAUCGUACGGGUGGACGAGCAAUAGCCGCUGCACGACAUCUGAAAAACCGAGGGCAUCGAGUCACACUGUGCCUUCUAGGUUUAGAGCAUGAAACAGAACUACUGGAAAAUUGCCGCAAGCAAUUGGAGAUAUUCAAAAAGAUUGGUGGGAGAGUGCUACGAUGGGAGGAGCUUUCGGCUCGUCUUUUGACCCCUGAUUUCAGCGUUGAUUUAGUGAUUGAUGCCCUAUUCGGUAUGCACAUUGCCUUUGAAGAUCUAAGGAGCGACGACCAAGCCACAGCUUGUGAGAUGAUUGCUUGGGUCAAUCGCAGCAACCUAGUAGUCAUAUCCGUGGAUAUACCCUCGGGUAUUUCUGCUGCAACUGGUGAUGUAGGCAUUAUACAGGGUUCCCGACUUUCAAUGGUUUCAGACUUCGUCGUCUGCUUGGGGGCGCCUAAGACAGGAGUUAUGCAAGCACUACAAUCCGGGGAAGGUAACUCAUGGCAAAUCACAGUGGCAGACAUCGGUAUCAGCCAUGUAGUGUGGAGGAAGUACGGUACACGUCGUCGGCAUGGUGUUGACUUUGGCAAUCGCUGGGUUGUUAACUUGAAGUAUCAGCCAGCAGCAGCAUGA
Molecule: messenger RNA, 2091 nt
Organism: Talaromyces marneffei
Lineage: Eukaryota; Fungi; Ascomycota; Eurotiomycetes; Eurotiales; Trichocomaceae
Exons: 3
Coding region: 1-2091 (696 amino acids)
Biological process (GO): P-body assembly; deadenylation-independent decapping of nuclear-transcribed mRNA
Cellular component (GO): P-body
Molecular function (GO): mRNA binding
Source: RefSeq, a predicted model, not a curated record